CAGCGCAUACGACGAUUCCACUCUAUACCACACAAGUGCGACUCCGACCCUCCCACCCAUACCCACGGCGACCGACGUUUGACGACAUUCGACCUCCCGCAAUUGCACACAGAUCCUCCGACAAUUUGCAUGUGAAGGCCUGGCACCAGGCCAUCCGCUCCUUUACGCGACCAACACCAGCAUAAUAGAGCAGACAUGGACGAGCAGGGCCAGAACGACGAGCUGUACCCGAUUGCUGUCCUGAUAGAUGAGCUCAAGCAUGACGAUGUCUUGCUACGAUUGAAUGCCAUCCGCAGACUGUCGACCAUUGCGCUCGCGCUUGGUCCUGAGCGCACAAGAGAUGAGCUCAUACCCUUCCUGGACGAAUCUGUAGAAGACGAAGACGAAGUUCUCACAGCACUUGGCGACGAGCUGGGCAACUUCGUCGAGUACGUAGGCGGUCCGGAGUAUGGGCACGUGCUCCUCUCGCCCCUCGAGAAUCUGGCUACCAUCGAGGAGCCACUCGUGCGCGAUAAGGCCGUUGAGUCCCUGAACAAAAUCUGCGAGCAGCUAUCUCAGCAGCAAGUCGAGCAGUACUUCAUCCCCCUCACUAUCCGUCUUUCGAAGGCCGAUUGGUUCACCUCGAAGAUCUCAGCAACCGGACUCUACAACACACCUUAUCAACAUGCCACCCCGCAAUCUCAGGAAGGUCUUCGACAACAGUUCUCUCAGCUCGUGCACGAUGACACACCGAUGGUACGAAGACAAGCGGCUAACAACCUUGCCAAAUUCGUAAAGAGCAUGCCAGCUUCAGUGGUCAUUGAGGACAUGAUCCCACUGUUCCAGCAUUUGGCGGGAGAUGACCAGGACAGUGUGCGGCUGCUGACUGUCGAUGUUCUCAUUGCAAUCGCAGAAGCUGUACCGAAAGAGCAGCAGAGCAGUCAUGGAGUAUUGCUCACCGCACUUCGUGGCCUGUUUGAUGACAAGAGCUGGAGAGUCAGAUAUAUGGUGGCAGACAGAUUCGAGAAGGUCGCAAAGGCUGUCGACGAAGAGGUCGUCUCGAGAGACCUUGUCCCAGCAUUUGUGAAGCUUCUGAAGGACAACGAAGCGGAAGUCAGGAGUGCGAUUGCUGGACAAAUUCCGGGCUUCUGCCAACUCGUUGACCGCCAAGCACUUCUUCGGGACAUUGUCCCAGCUGUCGAAGAGCUGGUCUCGGACUCUUCGCAGCACGUCCGUGCAGCUUUCGGCAGCCAGAUUAGUGGUUUGGCACCUAUACUUGGCAAACAGGAGACAACAGAGCAUCUCCUACCCAUGUUGCUCCAGAUGCUCAAGGACGACUUCCCGGAUGUGCGACUGAACAUCAUCUCCAAGCUCGAGCAAGUCAACAACGUGAUUGGCAUUGAGUUGCUAUCGCAGUCCCUUCUUCCGGCUAUCGUUCAAUUGGCAGAAGACAAGCAGUGGCGAGUCAGGUUGGCAAUCAUCCAAUACGUGCCACUGCUUGCGUCGCAACUUGGUGUCAAGUUCUUCGACGAGAAGCUCAGCAGUUUAUGCAUGUCCUGGCUCGGAGACACUGUCUUCAGCAUACGUGAAGCCAGCACACAAAAUCUCAAGAAGCUUACUGAGGUGUUCGGCGUUGAGUGGGCUAGCGAGGCAAUUGUGCCCAAGGUCGCUGCCAUGGCUGAGCAUCCCAACUACCUCUACCGCAUGACCACCUGCUUUGCAGUAUCUAUCCUGGCACCCGCCCUGUCACUUCCAGUCAUCGCCAGGUCUAUCCUCCCCAUCCUGCAGUCCUUGGUCUCUGAUCCCAUCCCCAACAUCCGCUUCAACGUCGCCAAAUCGUAUGCGGUGCUCAUCGAUAUCCUCAAGCGCCUGCCGGAUUCUGACUCUGCCACCAUUGUGGAGAUGGAGAAGCAAGGAGUAAUAGAUUUCCCCGGCAGCGCACGUGGCCAGCAAAUCAUCCGAGAAGAGAUCAUGCCGCCUCUAGAGAAGCUUAUGUCUGAUGAUGACGUGGAUGUGCGAUACUUCGCGACGACAGCCAGCAAGGCCUGGACGGACACUGAGAACGCCAUGGAGACCUAGGAAGUCGUAUCCGUUGACAGUGGGAUCCAUUAAUGAGAUAGGCACUGGCAGAGCCGUACUCGUCUUAGAAGGUUGCUCCAGGCGUAGGAAAAGGCAGGACAGGGGGCACUUAGACACGCAGUUGAUGGGCUUUAGCGAGACGAGACGACUCUUGAUGUAUGGCUAGACGUUAGAAGGGCAUGGGACGUCUGGCCAUUGGUGUGCACCUUACGCAUUCAAGCAAUUGGUUGGGCAGAGACUUAAAAGGAUACCUAGCAAAAUACCACUACCGUCAUGCAUUGAACCAUAUUGGCAG
Molecule: messenger RNA, 2353 nt
Organism: Pseudocercospora fijiensis CIRAD86
Lineage: Eukaryota; Fungi; Ascomycota; Dothideomycetes; Mycosphaerellales; Mycosphaerellaceae
Exons: 7
Coding region: 196-2058 (620 amino acids)
Biological process (GO): protein dephosphorylation
Cellular component (GO): protein phosphatase type 2A complex; cytoplasm
Molecular function (GO): protein phosphatase regulator activity
Source: RefSeq, a predicted model, not a curated record